AUGAAAGAUUCAUCCAGAGAAUCCGAUGUGAUGUCAGCUCUCGCGCGGGAGUUUUGUGCCUUUAUGGUUCGUGCUUCAGGUCUGCAGUCCAAAUUAGAAGGAUUUAUGGAGAACAAGUCGCUGCUCUUUAAAGGCGGAAACCUUUUGGAGGAGCAGAAGUUGGAGUGGACCCUUCUACAUAAAGAAUAUAUCGAACUUGCAGAGCAGCACAUGGAGGAAUUUCUGCAAGAGAGAAGCGCAACGGCCGAAGAAGUUGCACAAACAUUGCAUGAAUCCUUAGGCAAGUCUUUGUGGUCCUUGCCUUUGCUGCAAUCUUUGGACUAUGAAUCAUUUGCAGCACAAAUGAUUGCUCGCGCUUCUGCACCACAGCUGCAGUCUGAGGCUCUCGCUUCAGGCGGGAUCUUUGGUGGGAUUUGGAAAUUGCAGCAGUCUGAACCCCGACACUUGGAGCGUUUUCUGAAAGCACAGGGCGUUCCAUGGAUCUUGCGGCGCCUACAUAUUUUUGCAGAGAUCCGUGAGGUAUGCAUCGUAGAAAUGCCGGGUACAGUGCCCAUGUUCACGCUUCUGCAUCUUAGAGAUCAUGGCUUUGGCGUCUCGGAAGAGCAGGUGGUGGCAGACGGAGCGGAGCGCACUGAUGGCAGAUUUAGCACGAGAGCAUGGCUGACGGACCGAGAACUGCAUAUCGUCACAAGACCAGUGGACGGGUCUAGAAGCGUGCUUCAGACAACCUAUACUGUGGCUAGUGAUGGCAAUUCAUUACUCUUGCGACGUUCCUCAGAAGACACUGUGCUGAACACCCUAAUUGAUGAUGAAGCAUCGUGGUUUGUUACACAGCUCUUUCAACGCUCUGAGCCAACGCAAAAGGCAGAUUGUGGGACCUGCCGUUCCAGAGAUACGGAGCCCGUUGAAACUGCGAUAACGAGCCCUUCCAAAGGCUAUCUUCGUGAACCAAGUGAGCCUCAAAGUCCAGAGCCAGAACCAGAGCUGAGAGCACAAUGUGUACUGCAGGACACUGAGAAGGUCAAUCACGCAUUUAAUUUGCUUCAUGAAGUGCGUGCCGCAGUCAUGGAGCAGGCCGAGUCCCGCAUUGAUGACAGGCUCCGCCAGCUCUGCUCACAAGCCGCAUCAGAGGUGAAAAAGCAAGAGCGUGAGCAGGAGCGGUCAAUGAACCAACUUCUUGAAGAGGCGAAGAGCUUGACACAAAAGCAGCAGUUGAUGCAGGCCGAGAACCAAGCCUUGAUGACGAUGCUAAGCUCAUGGACUGCACAGUUGCCACUUUGCCCUGAUGAAAAGCUUCAGGACAUGCCCAUGAACGCAUCCGGUGGCAGCACCCCAUCCACCGCUACUUCUGAGACCUCCACGGGCUCUGCUGCUAGCUCUAAUGGAAGUCCGGUGACCGGAAAAAUAGCGAACAGCACUACUUCAAUGCCGGAGAUUCCACCCUUCACAUACCCGUUUGGCGUCUACAACGGCCCUUUCCUGAAUGGCCCUUUUCCAAAUGCAUCUCAAUCCUGGGCACCUACAGCAGUGUCGCUGGCCGAUGCACUUGGUAUUGCUCCAAAACAACAAGUGGAAGAGACAGAAGAUGAAGAACCAGAUGCUUUUGUCUUCAAGCUCACUCUGCGCGUGGCAGAUGAUGGUGACCUGGGUCUUCGCUUCAGCAGGAAGGGAGAGGUGUUGCGCAUCGACAGCGUGCAGUCAGGUGCAGCAGAAUCCUGGAAUCGCCAGUGCAGCAGCGGCACGCUUGAUCGCAUUUUGAGGCCUGGAGAUCUUGUGAUCUCUGUGAAUGAGGAGUCUGACCCGGAAGCCAUGAUGGAGGAAUGCAAACGCAUGUUGGUGAAGCUUCGCAUCCUGCGCUUGGGUUCUGAGAAUAAGAAUGCCAAGGCUGCCAAGCCUCAGGAAGCUGGCAAGCCAUGGGCAUCUCAGAUGCAAUAUCCCUUGACCUUUCCUACUGGACUUGGUUACGGGAAUCCUGGUGAUUGGACAUUUCCCUGGGCAUAG
Durusdinium trenchii is the source of this 2001-nucleotide messenger RNA. Lineage: Eukaryota; Dinophyceae; Suessiales; Symbiodiniaceae. The record is from the annotation of a GenBank genome assembly.